GGCGAUGCAGGCCCAGAAGAGCAACGAACGCGUGAUGGAGCGCCAGAGGGGCAAGGACGACGAUAAGCGGCGGCGUGCGGGGGACGCGCGGGCGGCCGUGGCCCCGAAGGACGACCCCAAGAGCGAGGAGCCUAGCCAUGCGCAGAAGCCCCGAUCGACUCGACGGCGCGGCGCCCAGACCCUCGUUGGGACGCCGACGUCGCCGCAGCCUGGUGAGCCCUGGGAGGCCCUGCGACUCAUCCAGCAGGCCCACUCGGCGCCCGUGACGCCGCAGCAGCAGUUCGGCUCGAUCGGCGAGGACGAGGCUGACAAGGAGUGAGCUCGGCCUCGCGGGCGUUUCCCAUGGCUUCUUCCGCUCAGGAGGAGGAGAAGACGGUCCCCGCAGAUGUGGCGCUCGCACACCUUGCUCUUGCUCGAGCCACCACAGAGCGCCGCGGUCGGUGAGAUCUUCCGAUGCCAUCUGCUCGAGCCACAGUCUGGGCGGCUUCCGCCAGACUGAUUAGUUCGGCCCUCGCGCUUGAGGCCUAUUGAGUCCUGUCCCCCGCAGGGCCAACUGCCUUCUACUUCAGGAUGUGCGCCGGCG
Molecule: messenger RNA, 583 nt
Organism: Prorocentrum cordatum
Lineage: Eukaryota; Dinophyceae; Prorocentrales; Prorocentraceae
Source: the annotation of a GenBank genome assembly